GAAAGACAUGGAAAGACAGAGGAGCUGCGUGCUAUUGGUGACGGCGGGCGGGGGGUGGAUUGUUACAGUGACGAUUAUUCCUUCCGGUGUGUGGAGAUCGUGCUCGUGUUGACAUAACAGACAGAGCGAGAGGGAGAGGGAGUCCUCAGUGCAGCGUGAGCAGAUUGGCAGCUCUGCUCUGCGGUUCCGGGCUGAAACUGAAGGAGCAGCAGCAGCAGCGGCAGCAGCGGCGGCGGCGGACAGGCCUCGGUAGCACCAGAGCAGCUUUGACACACACCCCUCCCCCCCUCACCCAUGGGAAGCUGCAGAUUCUGGUGGUCAUGUCUUUUCUGAGCAGCAUGUGACUUGGAUUGGGUGUGACUGGUGUGAGUGUGUCCAGAGGCUGUGGUGCCCCAACCCAUCAGGAUCAUCAGACUGUGCUGCUCUCCACUUGAACCCAUGGGAAUCGGCAAGAACACCACAUCCAAGAGCACAAUGGAGUCAGGUGGCUCUUCUGAGAACAAGUAUGAGGAUGAGAAGCACUCGACUGCCUUCUUCCCAAUCCCGGUGGUGAUGAACGGAGCUGCUCCAGCCAACGGUGAGCAGGACACAGAGAUCACGGAGCUGAUGGCUGUUUACACAAAGCAGAGCAGCGUGGCAGACAAGUCCUCUUUAUCUGAAGUCUCCGAGACGAGUGGCACCACUGACCCCCAGAGAAUGGACAUGAUCUACACCAUUGAGGAUGUUCCGCCCUGGUAUCUCUGUAUAUUCUUGGGCUUACAGCACUAUCUGACCUGUUUCAGUGGCACCAUCGCUGUACCAUUCCUGCUGGUGGAUGCCAUGUGUGUUGGCUUUGAUCAAUGGGCUACUAGCCAGCUGAUUGGCACCAUCUUCUUCUGCGUGGGACUGACCACACUACUUCAGAGCACGUUGGGAUGCAGGUUACCCUUGUUUCAGGCCAGUGCCUUUGCGUUCUUAGCUCCUGCCCGAGCAAUCCUGUCCCUGGAGAAAUGGAAAUGUAAUAACACAGAUGUAUCCUUUACAAAUAGUUCAGAAAUGAUGGACACGUCACAUAUUUGGCACCCCAGGAUCCGAGAGAUCCAGGGGGCUAUAAUAAUGUCUUCAGUCAUCGAGGUUCUGAUUGGUUUCCUGGGUCUACCUGGAGUUCUGCUCACCUACAUUGGCCCACUUACCAUCACCCCAACAGUGGCUCUGAUUGGUCUGUCCGGUUACCAGGCAGCAGGUGAACGAGCUGGAAAGCACUGGGGAAUUGCAAUGCUGACCAUAUUUUUGGUGCUCUUUUUCUCUCAGUACGCACGCAAUGUGAAACUUCCUCUUCCAGUUUAUAAAUACAAAAAGGGAUGGACAGCAUACAAGUUACAGCUCUUCAAAAUGUUCCCGAUUAUAUUGGCCAUCUUGGUUUCGUGGCUUCUGUGCUUCAUUUUCACAGUGACUGAUGUCUUCCCGCCUGACAGUGAGCAGUAUGGAUACUAUGCUCGCACUGAUGCUCGGAAAGGUGUCCUCUCUGUGGCUCCGUGGUUCAAAGUUCCUUACCCCUGUCAGUGGGGUUUACCGACAGUCUCUGCAGCCGGUGUGAUUGGUAUGCUCAGUGCAGUUGUUGCCAGUAUUAUUGAGUCCAUUGGUGAUUACUAUGCCUGUGCCAGGUUGUCUUGUGCCCCACCACCACCAGUUCAUGCAAUCAACAGGGGCAUCAUGAUUGAAGGCUUGUCCUGUGUUCUGGAUGGAUUGUUUGGAACAGGGAAUGGCUCGACUUCCUCCAGCCCUAACAUUGGAGUAUUGGGGAUCACCAAGGUAGGAAGCAGGAGGGUGAUCCAGUAUGGAGCUGCCAUGAUGCUUCUUUUGGGAAUGAUUGGAAAAUUCAGUGCUCUCUUUGCAUCCCUCCCAGACCCAGUCCUCGGAGCACUGUUUUGCACUUUAUUUGGGAUGAUUACAGCUGUUGGAUUGUCCAACCUUCAGUUUGUUGACCUCAAUUCAUCUCGGAACCUAUUUGUCCUGGGAUUUUCCAUCUUCUUUGGUCUAAUGCUGCCCAGUUACCUGAAACAGAACCCGCUUGUAACAGGUAUUUCUGAAGUUGACCAAGUCCUGAAUGUUCUCCUGACGACAGCAAUGUUUGUAGGAGGUUGUGUUGCUUUUCUGCUGGACAACACCAUCCCAGGAACCAUUGAAGAGAGGGGUCUUCGCAAGUGGAAGGCUGGAGUUACAGGGGCCAAAUCUUUGGACAGCAAAGAGACUUACAACUUGCCAUUUGGCAUGAAAUAUUUGAAAAAAUACAAACUGUUCAGCUAUCUGCCUAUCAGCCCAACUUUCACAGGAUACGCUUGGGGCAGGUACCAGGAGCAGAGCAGCAUGCGACGAAGAGCUGAGGAUGCAGAGGCCUCAGUAUAGCAUGUAGCCAGCCAUCUUGUCCUCUCUCUAGUUGUAGGAUUUCAUUCCACUGUUCAGUUUGUGGCCUGAACAAUGGGGGAGUGGGGGUGGUGGUGGGGCGAUUCUGUAUUCUAACACUUCCCCCCCACCCCAAAAAAAAAAUAACAAGAAAAAGCAAAGUAUUUUCAUGUUCAGGCUGGGACUGGAGCCGAGUCUGCAUCUUUUGUCCAUUUGAAGCCCUUUGCGGGUGCCCUGUGUUACAGCACCUCAUCGCUCACCAUUCUCAAUAUUGCCAGAACAGUGCCGGAUGGCCUCGUUUCACUCCCCUCCCCCCACCCACUCCAAAUCUGGACGUGAUGCUAACCUACCACACCCCUUUCUAUUUCAGUGGAGCAUGGGAGAAUGGCGGGGCUGGCUGAUGCAGAGUAGGCAUGUAAAAUCAUGUGUGUGCGUGUUCGUUCCCCUGGGGAUAUCAGCAAAAAUGCCCUGGGUGAGCUAAGACCAUUCAGUCCCUUGUGCCUGCCUGCCUGACUGACUGAUGCUUCAGCUCAUCCAGCCCAACUCCAUCCCCGCCAAUUCAUUCCAAACGUUUCAGAUCCUUGAAUUGAAGACUGGCUCUCCCAGGAUCUGUCUUUUACUCCACUGUGCGCUCAUUCCGGUGUUUGGUUCUAUUUGGCCUGAAUUGCUCCUUGUCCAUUUGUAAAGCCAUGUAAUAUUUGAUAUAUACCUCUGUGAGGUCCUUGUUUAAACUUUCUUAUACAUUGUAGCACUUCAGCCAGCCUCCUGUCUGCUUGUUGCUCAGCUACUUAUUGCUACUGUCUGCAGACCUUAGAAAACGCACUGUGGUGGAUUGCACAAUGUGAAAUCCAGACUGAUGGUAGAGGUACAGCCGGGAACCUUGUCUGCCUGCUGCUCACUGUGCUCAUUCUCACUCUUGUCUCCCUCUCUGCCUUGUAUCAUUCGUUCGCUUCCCCCCUCUUCCCUUGUAAGCCUUUGCUUUGCCAUUUGAUCUCCUUGCUAGCUCAACAGGAACAGAGCUGAAUCCUGAAGGAAAAGCUUGCCUUGCCCCCCUGCCCUCCCCCCAUUGGUCUGCAGCCACUGCUUUCCCAAAUCGGGCUGAUUGGCAGAUGUGACGAGCUGACAACUCUGUUGCUGACCUUUGUGGAUUGAGAAGUUCAGCAUGGAUAGGGGAGGUGCAGAUAGAGACACACACACACAGACCAAGAGAGUGACACACACACAGACAGACCAAGAGAGUGACACACACACACGCAGACCGAGAGAGAGAGUGACACACACACACACAGGCAGACAGAGAGAGAG
Messenger RNA from Carcharodon carcharias (great white shark), 3687 nucleotides. It is a transcript of the gene slc23a2, whose product is annotated as solute carrier family 23 member 2. Gene Ontology annotation, biological process: transmembrane transport; L-ascorbic acid metabolic process. The coding region runs from base 439 to 2385 and encodes 648 amino acids. Gene Ontology annotation, molecular function: transmembrane transporter activity. Gene Ontology annotation, cellular component: membrane. The record is from RefSeq and is a predicted model, not a curated record. NCBI's taxonomy places the organism in Eukaryota, Metazoa, Chordata, Chondrichthyes, Lamniformes, Lamnidae. The transcript has 16 exons.